AUUUCGUGUUUGUAUUCCAAAACUAAAGAAGAGUUAAGUCUUCACAAAUAGUUGUACAAGUUGAGUAGCUUGUUUCCUAGAGAAGUACUUGAAAAUGGCCUAUUCAAAGGCUUUGCUGCUUGCCCUUAUUGCUGUGACUCUAGUCAUAUGCUCAGCUCGUCAAUUGGCUGAAUCUUCAACCACUGAGGAACCACAGUCUGUAGAGGAGUCUAAGUAUGGACACUACGGUGGCGGCCACUUUGGAGGACAUGGUGGCAGCCACUAUGGUGGCGGCCACUAUGGUGGAGGCCACUAUGGUGGAGGCCAUGGUGGACACGGCGGUCAUUACCCACCUAAAGAAGAGGAGUCCGUGGAGGAGUCUAAGUAUGGACACUACGGACAUGGUGGUGGAUAUGGCCAUGGUGGCGGUUAUGGACAUGGUGGAGGUUAUGGACAUGGUGGCGGCUAUGGCCAAGGUGGUGGUUAUGGACAUGGAGGUGGAUAUGGCCAAGGUGGAGGUUACGGACAUGGUGGUGGAUAUGGCCAAGGUGGUGGUUAUGCACACGGUGGAGGAUAUGGCCAUGGAGGCUACGGACACGGUGGACAUGGUGGUCACUAUCCCCCAAAGGUGACAAAAACUUCCGAAGAACAAAAGGGUAAAUAAUGAGUGAUGGCUAUAAAAUGUGCGGAGUGUUAAUAUUUUAUUUAUAUUAAUAAUGUAUUGAUCAAAGAGUUGGGUAUUAUCAUGAAUUCUUAUAUGUUGGUCAUGUACUAAUAACUAUCCUUUUUAUAUACCCCUUGUAAUUUUCAAAUUAUGCGAUGUUAAAAUAAUAAAAUUGGAAGUGGUUUUUGAUGUUA
Molecule: messenger RNA, 837 nt
Organism: Chenopodium quinoa (quinoa)
Lineage: Eukaryota; Viridiplantae; Streptophyta; Magnoliopsida; Caryophyllales; Amaranthaceae
Product: cold and drought-regulated protein CORA-like
Exons: 2
Coding region: 95-643 (182 amino acids)
Source: RefSeq, a predicted model, not a curated record